ACAGUCCAGUAGAUCAGACGACAUUUAGGCAGGAAAAGAAAACCAAUAUUUUCGUGUUCUACAAGUUGUGGAACAUAGAAAAAAUAAAAUUCGUCAACUUCCUAGGCUUACUCUUGAGUAACAAUGGUCAGUCCAAAGGUCGCAGUUCGAAAAGUUUGUCCAUUUUUAUUUUCACAAAUAUGAGAAAACGACUUCUUGCAAUUAUUUCGUAUGAUAUAAUCCCCCUAGUUUCAAUUUCUUCAGUAUUAUUAUCAAACUGUCUUACGAGUGCAUUGUUCGAAGGGGAAAACUGUACGGUUCGAAUAAACCAUGAAGAGGGUCGUUGUAUUAGAGUAGAUGAUUGUCAACAUGCCCUCAAACAAAUUCGUAGUAGAAUAAAUCUUGGAGCAUGUGGUUUUAAGGGAAACGAUCCACUUGUGUGUUGCCCUUUGCCGUCAAAAAUGGAGGAUAUUCCUGGAACCUUAAGUGUAACAAAAUGUAUGGGCUAUGACGACUUUUUACUUGAAAGGCUCUUUCACGGCGAACAAGUUCCUCUUCACAAGUUUUCUCACAUGGCAGCUAUUGGUUAUGACAAACAUGAAACGGACAUUGCAUGGUUAUGUAGAGGAACUUUAAUUAGUUACAACUUUGUACUUGGUGCUGCGCAUUGUGCGUAUAAUCAAAAGUAUAAAGAGGCUCAAUGGAUACGUCUUGGUGCCUUAGAUCUCAAAAACAACACCGAAACCAACCGUCGAACUGUAAAAAUCAAUGAGAUUUACACACAUCCAAAUUAUAAAUAUCCUUCGUAUUAUUAUGACAUCGCUCUAUUCAAAAUGGAUAAAAAUUACUAUGGUUAUAAGCCGGCUUGUUUACAUCCGAAUUAUAAUCUUUCCCACGAGAAUUUGCAAAUCACUGGAUGGACUAGUGGAAGCUAUUCAGAUACAAACAGUAAAAAAGCAACUUUGAGUCUGGUAGAUCGUAAAACAUGUGCUAAGAGAUAUAAAAGUGUUGCCAAAACAAGGAAACUGAAAUCAGGUAUUUUGGACAAGAUUCAGAUAUGCGCUAGUUAUGCAAAUACUUGCCAAGGUAAUUCUGGGGGAGCCCUUCAUUAUAGAGUCGAUCCGAAGAGUCCAAGGCAGGGUCAUUUUGUUAUUGCAGGAAUUACUUCCUUUGGCAAACCCUGCGGCAGAAAAAACAGUAUUGGUGUCUACACAAGAGUAUCAGCCUUCAUUGGAUGGAUCGAAGACAUGGUUUGGCGACAAAAUGAAGAUAACUUGGAUUUUGACAUUGAUAUAAAAUAAUAGGUUUUUCUAGUUGAAAGAACCCAACGUAAACGUAAAAAAACGUGUUUAAUAAGACUCUUGCUUCUUUUUUUAUGGUUUAUUACUUUGAUGUUCUACAUUAUACAAAUUAUAUCUAUGUAGUCUACAAAAAUAGAAGAAUAAU
This is a messenger RNA of Zophobas morio, 1425 nucleotides long. RefSeq names its product serine protease snake-like. Gene Ontology annotation, biological process: proteolysis. The record is from RefSeq and is a predicted model, not a curated record. NCBI's taxonomy places the organism in Eukaryota, Metazoa, Arthropoda, Insecta, Coleoptera, Tenebrionidae. The transcript has 7 exons. Gene Ontology annotation, molecular function: serine-type endopeptidase activity. The coding region runs from base 180 to 1280 and encodes 366 amino acids.